Sporisorium graminicola is the source of this 1656-nucleotide messenger RNA. RefSeq lists its product as uncharacterized. The record is from RefSeq and is a predicted model, not a curated record. The coding region runs from base 1 to 1656 and encodes 551 amino acids. Gene Ontology annotation, molecular function: aldehyde dehydrogenase (NAD+) activity. NCBI's taxonomy places the organism in Eukaryota, Fungi, Basidiomycota, Ustilaginomycetes, Ustilaginales, Ustilaginaceae. The transcript has a single exon.
AUGCCAGAGCCUAUCACCACAUCCGCAGCUGCAGCUGCGCCUGCUACAACUGCUGCAACCAAAUCCGCCAACGCAGCCGACGCGCUCACCGUCGAAUCGGUCUUUUCCUCGCUCGGCCUGCCUGCACCGGGUUCGCGCAUCCCAGGCGUCUUCGACGGCACCUGGCACCACGGCACCUCGGCCUCCUCUUCGCUCACCUCGCGCAACCCUGCCACGGGCGCGACGCUGGCCACGGUCACCUCGGCCACCGCCGCGCAGGUCUCGUCCGUGCUCGCCGCCGCACACUCUGCGCAGCGCAUCUUGGCGCGCGUCCCCGCCGCCACGCGCGGAGCCGUGAUGAAGGACAUCUGCAGCGCCUACAUCGAGCACAAGGAUGCGUUGGGUGCGCUCAUCUCGUUUGAGAUGGGCAAGGUGCUCUCCGAGGGCAAAGGCGAGGUGCAGGAGGUCAUCGAUGUUGCCGACAUGGCUGUGGGGCUGUCGCGCUCGAUCCAGGGGAGUGUUCUGCCGUCCGAGCGCCCAGGCCAUGUGAUCUACGAGAUUCCGAACCCGUUGGGGCUGGUUGGAGUAAUUACGGCGUUCAACUUCCCCGUUGCUGUGCACGGCUGGAACUUUUGUCUUUCGUUCGUGUGCGGUAACGCUACCGUGUGGAAGCCAUCCCCGACGACGCCGCUGACUGCGAUUGCGACGACCAAGCUGAUCGUGAAAGUGUUGGAGAAGCACGGCUUGCCGGGUGCGCUCGCUGCGGUAGUGUGCGGCGAUGUCGAGACUGGCCAGAGUCUGACGCGCGACGAGAGGGUCCAGCUGACGAGCUUUACGGGCUCCGAGACGAUUGGCAAGGUGGUCGCACAGGAUGUCGCUGCUAGGUUGGGUAAGAUCCUGCUCGAGUUGGGCGGCAACAAUGCUGCGAUUGUGCUGGACGAUGCGGACCUCGAUUUGGCGGUUCCCGGAGUGGCGUUUGCCGCGGUCGGCACGGCGGGUCAGCGAUGCACGACGACGAGGAGGUUGCUGCUGCAGCGCGGAGUGGCGGACAAGUUCCUCGAGCGCCUCGUCAAGUUCUACACCUCGCUCAAGGACAAGAACCUCAUCGGCGAUCCGCUCCACCCCUCGGUGCUGUGCGGACCCCUGCACUCUGAGCAGGCCGUAGCCAAGUAUUGGUCGACGCUCGACACGAUCCGCUCCUCCGGCGGCAAGAUCCUCUUCGGCCCCUCUACCCCCAGCAACCCCGGCCUCCCCGCCCACUUGGCCUCAGGAAACUACGUGCUCCCUGCCAUCACGAUCCCCUCGUCCGCCAAAGACCCCGUCUUUUUCGAAGAGACUUUCGCCCCCAUCCUCAACGUCGCCAUCUUCGACACGCUCGAGGAAGCCAUCGAUCUCAACAACAGCGUCCGCCAGGGCCUGUCCAGCAGCCUGUUCACCACGCAGCUCACCAACAUCGGAGAGUGGCAAGGCGCGCUCGGGAGCGACUGUGGGAUUGUCAAUGUCAAUGUCAGCACGAGCGGCGCCGAGGUGGGUGCAGGCUUUGGGGGUAACAAGGCGACGGGCUGGGGCAGGGAGUGUGGAGGCGAUGCGUGGAAGCAGUACUGCAGGUGGGCGACGAGCACGGUCAACUACAGUAGGAAGGUGGCGCUUGCUCAGGGUGUCAAGUUUGACGCUUGA